Molecule: messenger RNA, 1014 nt
Organism: Clunio marinus
Lineage: Eukaryota; Metazoa; Arthropoda; Insecta; Diptera; Chironomidae
Source: the annotation of a GenBank genome assembly
AUGACGUGCAACUUAACAAUAAAUUUUUUAAAUGAUCAAACAAUUUACUGUCCUGGUCAGGUUUUAUCAGGUAAUGUUUUUUUAACGAAGUUAGGAAUAUUCUUGAUAGUGCUUGAUAAUCAUCCAACGAACUUUAUUUGUUUAGGAUGUGUGACAAUAGAAAUUAUGGAAACUAGCCAAUUUAGUGGCCUUCGCUUGACUGUAAAUGGUUUAGCGAUUUGCAAAUUUCGAGAUUCACAUGAUGAAUCGUUUUUUCGUCGUGAUACGACUUUUACCGGAGAAGAACGUUUUAUUAAUGACUCAGUUUAUCUGUUUGGAACAUCUCGAGGAGAUUCAAAGGAAUUUAAGCCUGGCACACAUAAGUAUCAAUUUAGCUAUCGAAUAUCACAUACAAUACCUUCUUCAGUCAAAGCUAAACAUGGAAAAAUCCGAUACAAUGUUGAAGCAAAUCUUCAAACAAGCUGGGAGUUUGAUGUUUAUGCGAGACGUUCUUUCACAAUUAUCAGAUUUGAAGAUUUAAGCUUUCGAUUUGAUUUGAUGCUUCCCACCAGUGAAGAAAUUGUAACAUCGUUUUGCUGUUGGUCAUGUAAGACAAAACCAAUAACCAUGAGGGUUAAAUUACCAUUCACUGGAUAUGUACCUGAACAGAGUAUUCGUCUAAACAUUCUUAUUGAUAAUCGAUGUGGCUUUGAUGUUUAUCGAACUGUCAUUUCUUUGAAGAAGAAAUUCACAUUUAUCAGUCAACAACCAAGCAUUCGAGUAUGGCAAGAACAUAAAACUUUAGUGAAAAACAUCAUAGAUGGUGCAAAAAACGGACGAGAUACCAAAAUUUUGGGAAUCAUAGAAAUCCCACCAUUUACACUUCCAACAAAUGAUGACAUCAGUAAAGUAGUGAAAAUCUCUUACAAUGUUCAAGUAUCACUUGAUGUUGUUGGAUUUAUUAGCAAGCCCAAAAUUUCAAUACCUAUUAUUAUUGGAUCAAAGCCAUUGAAAUUUGGGAUCACUCAAUUUUAA